GCUGAUAAUGAAGCUGGCACUACAAAUAGAAAUGUUCUGCUCACAACGCCUACUAAAGCGCAACGCAAAUUUAGUUCAUUAACGAACAGAAAAAAAAAUAAACAAAUUUAACAACAGAUAUUGAAGGCUGUCAAGGCGGCCACAAGCUGCGCAUAAAUCAAAGCCGCCGAACUGUAAAGUCCAGCAUUAUCAGUCGGGUCAAUCGUUUAAAGACAGAGCAAUCGAUAACGCAUACGCACAGUGUGCCGCAUGCUAUUAAAAACAUAUUUCAAUUAGCAUUUGCCUAAAUAGUUAUUAAUGAGUUUUUAAUUUUAUUUACAAUAUAGCUAAUGACUAAAUUAUAUUUAGGGCUUAGUUGUUAUAUAGACAUGGCGAAGUUCACUGCGCUUUGCUGCUGCUUAAUGCUCUGCUUAGGUUAUCUGGAAGCUGCACGCAUGUCGCGUUAUGUGGUGCAGUGGCGUCAAUUUGAUUGCUUUAACCACUGGGGUAUAGUGAAGAACGUCAGCUGUCGCGUAGAUUCUACAAAUGAGCAAUGGCUCAGUGCAGACUUUGAACUGAGCUCAACUGUGGAAGCCGUGCGGCUCAAGUACAAGCUUGUGGUGCCUCGCAUGCUUGCAACUAAAACUGAUAUGGUGCUGUUCGAGUCCGAGUUAGAUGGCUGCAAGCUGCUGCGCGAUGGUGUGGCGCAGAAUAGACUUGUGGGCAUUGUACUCAAGAAUAUGCUAAAAGACAGCAAUCUGGCACGUCGUUGUCCCGUUGCACCGGGUCAACUGUACUUUCACAAUGUCAGCUGCCUUGAUGGAUUUCCAGCGUUUUUGCCUGAAACUGAGUUUACGGCGUACUUGAACUUUUAUGCUGCCAACGGUAACGAUAACGUGCAAACCAUUCUUAGGGGCAACAUUAUGGAAUAUCAUAGAGCACGGCUAAAGCAACAUUUCUUUUAAAUGCCUGCAACAAACUAAAAUACAAUUGCAAUGUCAACG
Messenger RNA from Drosophila busckii, 983 nucleotides. Its product is annotated as maker124. The record is from RefSeq and is a predicted model, not a curated record. Lineage: Eukaryota; Metazoa; Arthropoda; Insecta; Diptera; Drosophilidae. The transcript has 5 exons. Bases 330 to 944 code for a protein of 204 amino acids.